CACAGACACACGUUCACCCGUCCUCUUAGCAGCUGCCUGGUGGAUUCUGCACAAGACUGCUGAUUCAGCAGUUCAGAUGAACACUUCACUGUUGCUGGUGUUGUGGGUACUAGGAGCACUGGGGAUGUCUCCAGGCUCUGACCCAGAGACUGAUGACCCCACGGAGAAGCCCAUUCCAUGUUCCAAGGGCUGCACCUGCCUUCACGACCACUACACCUCUGAGCUCAACGUCUACUGCAGCACGCGCAACCUCACCCAGGUUCCCUCCGAUGUGCCGCUCUCCACACAUUCCCUGUGGCUGGACGGCAACCUGUUCACUUCCCUAUUGGCCGCCUCCUUCAAGGACCUCAGCAACCUGGACUUCCUGAACCUGCAGAGCGGCCAGCUGUCCACCAUCGAUGCCCAGGCUUUCCGGGGGCUCCGCUCACUGGCUCACCUUCACCUGGAGCGCAACCGCCUCCGUUCUGUCCCUGCCACUGUCUUCCAAAACACGCUGAGCCUUGCUUCCCUCAGCCUGCAUAACAACCAGCUGAUGCGCAUUGAGGAAAGGCUGUUUGCCAAGCUUUCAAACAUGUGGCUGCUCAAUCUGGGCUGGAAUUCACUGGCUGUGCUGCCUGAAAAUGUUUUCCAGGACCUCCAGGGCCUCCGGGAGCUUAUUCUGGCGGGGAACAGGUUGGCCUACCUGCAGCCACAACUCUUCCAUGGUCUGACUGACCUCAGGGAGCUGGACCUAACAGGAAAUUGCCUAAAGGUUAUCAAGGCUAAUGUAUUCCUCAAGCUUCCAAAGCUGCAGAAGCUCUAUCUGGCCCAGAAUCAGAUUGUUACUGUGGCACCCAGGGCUUUUGUGGGCAUGAAGUCCCUCCGUUGGCUGGACCUGACAAACAACCGGCUCACCGAUUUACACGACGAGACCUUCUUGGGACUGCACAGCCUGCACGUGCUGCGGCUCUCCAAUAACUCCAUCGCCACCCUGAGACCCAGGACCUUCCGUGACUUGCAGUACCUGGAGGAGCUCCGUCUCAGCCACAAUCGGAUAAGAGCGCUUGGGGAGAGGAUCUUUGAAGGCCUGGGUCACCUGGAGGUGCUGGAGCUUGAGCACAACCAGGUCCAAGAGGCGAGGAUGGGGACCUUUGUGGGCCUGUCUCACGUGGCUGUGAUCAAUCUGUCUGGCAGCUGUUUCCAGACUCUUCCCGACCAGGUCUUCAAGGGCCUCUCGAAGCUCCACAGUCUUCACUUGGACAAAAGCUGUCUCGCCAAGGUCUCCACCCAAGCAUUUGUCGGACUGACAGGGCUACGGCGACUCUUUCUCCAGCACAACAACAUCUCCGUGGUGGAGCGCCAAAGCUUUAUGGACCUCCAGGGCCUUCAGCAGCUGGACCUCAGGUUCAACCGGCUGGAGUCCCUGUCCUCCCACACCUUCUCCGGCCUGAAGAACCUGGACUACCUGCUGCUGUCUGGCAACCAGCUCCAGCAGCUUCCCCCCGAGUCCAUGCUUCCCCUGAAGCGCCUCUCCUGGCUGGACCUGUCCGGCAACAACCUGGAUUCCCUGCAGAACGACACCCUGCAGCUGCUCCCCAGGCUGCGCUACCUCAACCUGAAGGACAAUGCCUUCAGCAGCCUUCCCUCAGCCAUUCCCGACAGCUUGGAUCAGCUGUGGCUCACGGGUAACCACUGGCAGUGUGACUGUAGCGCCAAGUUCCUCCGGGACUACAGUCUGAGCAAGCCACUGGUGGUGCCCCGGCAGGUGGAGACCCUGGUGGAGGGAGAGGAACCGCACACUGUGAUCAGUAUCUACAACAACAUCACCUGCAGCAGCCCUCCCAGCCUGGCCGGCACUGACCUGAGGGACGUCAGCAGCGAACACUUCCACAACUGCUGAGCCCCCUUAAACACAUGUGCCACAGUAGGAGCUGGUGGGUGCAGGACGAAUCUCUUUUUCUGUCGUCCAUGAUAAAAUAUACAAGGCUUUCUUGUUGUUCUCUGUCGCUGUGGUUCUCCGAGAUUGCUGUUUUAAUAUUUUUUUCUACAACCUCGCUUGUUUCCAUCCAUACUCCCUGUUGCUAAGCCAUAAGAACAGGACAGAAACCCAUUUAAAUGAACAAAACAGGCCAUUUCUCUCAUCUUGCCAUCAUUUUGCCCCUGUUUAUACUAAUGAGACUUUAACUACUGUUGUAGUUGCCUGCACUUGGAUUGAGAUAAAGGAAUGACUUUGUAACAAAGGAAAGCUUUGACAAGUUGGGAGUUUCUUUUGGUUCAAAGAGACGAUUGUCAUCAGCAAUGUUACCUGUCAGCUUUGCAGAAAGCAAGUUUCAUCAAAAGAUGGGUAUACAACAGCCCCUCAUUCUUGCUUGUAAAUCAAAUCCUUCGCAGUUCACACAAUAUGGGGGCAGGUACAGCUAUGGCUGCAUAUUGCAAAAUGAGACAUACCGAAUUGAUACCUUACAGUUAUUUAUCUUAUUUAAAAAUAAACAUUUAAAAUGUCCUUUUCAAGAUUCAUUAUUUGUUGUAUAUUGUAAGAUUAGUGUAGCGAUAAUGUAUUUAACAUGGCAAUAUAGUGAUAAUUCAAAGUGAAAGUUGUCACCCUACUACAAAGUUUAAUAAACACCCCUACCCCUACUCUCCAUGAUUGCAGAAUAUAUUAUAUAGCAAUAUUUUCACAAAAUGGACUAUAGGAAAACACGGAUAUCACACAACCCUAAUCUCCAUGGACACAAAUCAUUUUUGACUCACUGACUCUCAUAGUAUGAUUUUUAAUCAGGAUUAAUUUACACUUGAUAGAUGAUAGAUGAUAGAUUCCACAUUUGAACAAAAUGCAUGUAAAACUGGCAAUCCUCUUUCUUACGUGUUGAUACUUUAAUGCCCAGGUGUCAGACCCACAUAGAGAUAAAAUACCCUUUUCUGCUAAGCCUGUUUCUAAUAAAUUUAGAUCCAAUAGCCAGGCUAUUUUUAGACAUUCUCCAAAAUAUAGUGGUGCGGGUGUUGGAGCCAAGACUCAAAUAUGUGAGUGUCCAACAAACCAAAAUGUCAACAGAGAACCCACUGUGACAGAACAUCAAAUACAAGCCAUGCUUUGCAGUUGAUGAAUAUCCACAUUAACAACAUCAUGGCUUUGUUUGGUUCCAAACCUUUACAGAGGGCACAAAUUCAAUAGAAAUUAAUGCUUUAAAUCACAUCUGCCACAAUUAUCAUUUGGAUAGUUAUCCUAUGAUACUGUUAUCAGUAAUGAAUGUCAUGAAACUGUUCACUGUGAUUCCUUGUGCUAUUCACAGCUCUGCACAAAAUGAUAAGUAUCAGUGCAUUUACAUAAGAACUGAUCUAAAC
Molecule: messenger RNA, 3321 nt
Organism: Megalops cyprinoides (Indo-Pacific tarpon)
Lineage: Eukaryota; Metazoa; Chordata; Actinopteri; Elopiformes; Megalopidae
Product: insulin-like growth factor-binding protein complex acid labile subunit
Exons: 2
Coding region: 77-1879 (600 amino acids)
Cellular component (GO): plasma membrane
Molecular function (GO): protein binding
Source: RefSeq, a predicted model, not a curated record